Messenger RNA from Balaenoptera acutorostrata (minke whale), 1635 nucleotides. RefSeq names its product one cut homeobox 1 (gene ONECUT1). The transcript is spliced from 2 exons. The coding region runs from base 164 to 1561 and encodes 465 amino acids. Gene Ontology annotation, molecular function: RNA polymerase II cis-regulatory region sequence-specific DNA binding; DNA-binding transcription factor activity, RNA polymerase II-specific. The record is from RefSeq and is a predicted model, not a curated record. NCBI's taxonomy places the organism in Eukaryota, Metazoa, Chordata, Mammalia, Artiodactyla, Balaenopteridae. Gene Ontology annotation, biological process: regulation of transcription by RNA polymerase II. Gene Ontology annotation, cellular component: nucleus.
GCGAGACACACUGAGAGGGAGACAGAGCCCCACAGUGAGAGGAAGGAAGGAAGGAAAGCAGCAGUCGCCAGCAGCCGAUGUGAAGACCGGACUGCAUGUGCCCUUCGCCGCCUCUGCCCGGCCUCAUCGAUGUUGUGUCCGCCGCCCGCUCGCCCAGAUCACCAUGAACGCGCAGCUGACCAUGGAGGCGAUCGGGGAGCUGCACGGGGUGAGCCAUGAGCCGGUGCCUGCCCCUGCCGAUUUGCUGGGCGGUAGCCCCCACGCGCGAAGCUCCGUGGCGCACCGCGGCAGCCACCUGCCCCCCGCGCACCCGCGCUCGAUGGGCAUGGCGUCCUUGCUGGACGGCGGCAGCGGCAGCGGCGAUUACCACCACCACCACCGGGCCCCCGAGCACAGCCUGGCCGGCCCCCUGCACCCCACCAUGACCAUGGCCUGCGAGACUCCCCCAGGUAUGAGCAUGCCCACCACCUACACCACCUUAACCCCUCUGCAGCCACUGCCGCCCAUCUCCACCGUCUCGGACAAGUUCCCCCACCAUCACCACCACCACCACCACCACCACCACCCGCACCACCACCAGCGCCUGGCAGGCAACGUGAGCGGUAGCUUCACGCUCAUGCGGGACGAGCGCGGGCUGGCCUCCAUGAAUAACCUCUAUACCCCCUAUCACAAGGACGUGGCCGGCAUGGGUCAGAGCCUCUCUCCCCUCUCCGGCUCCGGUCUGGGCGGCAUCCACAACUCCCAGCAAGGGCUCCCCCACUAUGCCCACCCGGGCGCCGCCAUGCCCACCGACAAGAUGCUCACCCCCAAUGGCUUCGAAGCCCACCACCCGGCCAUGCUCGGCCGUCACGGGGAGCAGCACCUCACCCCCACCUCGGCCGGCAUGGUUCCCAUCAACGGCCUUCCUCCACACCACCCACACGCCCACCUGAACGCCCAGGGCCACGGGCAACUCCUGGGCACGGCCCGGGAGCCCAACCCUUCGGUAACCGGUGCGCAGGUCAGCAAUGGAAGUAAUUCAGGGCAGAUGGAAGAGAUCAAUACCAAAGAGGUGGCGCAGCGUAUCACCACCGAGCUUAAGCGCUACAGCAUACCACAGGCCAUCUUCGCGCAGAGGGUGCUCUGUCGCUCCCAAGGGACCCUCUCGGACCUGCUGCGCAACCCCAAACCCUGGAGCAAACUCAAAUCCGGCCGGGAGACCUUCCGGAGGAUGUGGAAGUGGCUGCAGGAGCCGGAGUUCCAGCGCAUGUCUGCGCUCCGCUUAGCAGCCUGCAAAAGGAAAGAGCAAGAACAUGGGAAAGAUAGAGGCAACACACCCAAAAAGCCCAGGUUGGUCUUCACAGAUGUCCAGCGUCGAACUCUACACGCGAUAUUCAAGGAAAAUAAGCGUCCUUCCAAAGAAUUGCAAAUCACCAUUUCCCAGCAGCUGGGGUUGGAGCUCAGCACCGUCAGCAACUUCUUCAUGAACGCGAGGAGGAGGAGUCUGGACAAGUGGCAGGACGAGGGCAGCUCCAAUUCGGGCAACUCAUCUUCUUCAUCAAGCACUUGUACCAAAGCAUGAAGGAAUAACCACGAACUCAAACCUCGGUGGAAAAGCUUUAAAUGAAAAAAAAAAAAAAAAAAAAUUUUUUUAAA